CAUCAAGCACGAAAAUAAGUCCUAUUGCGACACCCGGCUUCGGACGCCCAAAAGCUUGCAAGCAAAAAACCAUGGCGCUCGCGAACCACCAUCUUUACCGCGGACACAGCCUACUCAGGCGUAUUCCAUCGGACGUCAGGGCCGCGGUGACAUCCCGCAUUGUCUUCCCGCGAGCUAGUGUGGUGGCUCAGGCAUCGCCGAUGGCGACCGCCGCUGCGCCGGAGGCGCCCACUGCUCAAGCAGGGUCUGCACAGAAGCGCGUUGUGUUCGUGGUGGGCGGCCCCGGCUCAGGGAAAGGGACUCAGUGCGACAUGUUGGCGCGCGACUUUGGCGUGCCGUUCUUCAGCGCCGGCGAGUUGAUUCGCUCUCUCAUUGCCAGCGGCUGCCCCGAGGGCAAGCAGCUUCAGGACAUAAUCCUGCAGGGGCAUAUCAUUCCCUCGGAGGUGACUGUGGGCCUGCUGCAGAAGGCCAUGGCCACCACCACCUCGGACACGGUGCUCAUUGACGGGUUUCCUCGCAACCACGAGAACCGGACUGUGUGGGCCAGCCAGGUGGGCUACGACUGCGACAUGGUGCUGCUGUUCGACUGCCCGGAUGAGGUCAUGCUGCAGCGGCUGCUAGGGCGCGCCGGGCAAGGCAGCCGCGCGGAUGACAACGAGGAGACCAUCAAGAAGCGAGUCAAGAACUUCAAGUCCCAAAUGGAGCCUGUGCUGGAGCACUACCGCGCCAUCGGAAAGGUCACCACAAUUCGCACCGACCGGCCCAUCGCCGACGUGUACGCGGAGGUGUCCGGGAUAUGGCGGCAGCGCUUCGCCAACACCACCGCCGCGUGAGCAGUGUGGGAGUUUCAGUUUGCCUGCAGCGGAGCAGGGCGUUGUUUGCGGCCAUGCGUGGCUAGUUCGUGUGUCCACUCAGGGGUCGUAUCUUGUUUUCGGGGUGAUGUCUGGCUCCAGACAAAAACG
Messenger RNA from Chlamydomonas reinhardtii, 962 nucleotides. RefSeq lists its product as uncharacterized. Gene Ontology annotation, molecular function: ATP binding; UMP kinase activity. NCBI's taxonomy places the organism in Eukaryota, Viridiplantae, Chlorophyta, Chlorophyceae, Chlamydomonadales, Chlamydomonadaceae. The record is from RefSeq and is a predicted model, not a curated record. The transcript is spliced from 7 exons. Gene Ontology annotation, cellular component: cytoplasm; nucleus. Gene Ontology annotation, biological process: CDP biosynthetic process; UDP biosynthetic process. The coding region runs from base 72 to 833 and encodes 253 amino acids.